Oryza sativa Japonica Group (Japanese rice) is the source of this 675-nucleotide messenger RNA. Its product is annotated as acyl-CoA-binding domain-containing protein 1-like. Gene Ontology annotation, molecular function: fatty-acyl-CoA binding. Lineage: Eukaryota; Viridiplantae; Streptophyta; Magnoliopsida; Poales; Poaceae. Gene Ontology annotation, biological process: fatty acid metabolic process. The record is from RefSeq and is a predicted model, not a curated record.
UAAGUAGAAUAAAAAUCAGGGAUUUUGGUGCUAUGCUACACAUUCCCAGACCUCGCUAUAAAACAGAUCCGAUCACUCUCCUGAUCGGCGCCGGCGUUAAUUCCAAGAAAAGAAGAAGAGAAGAAUCUGAAAAACUUUAAGCCGCUAUGGGUCUGCAGGAGGAUUUUGAGCAGUACGCCGAGAAGGCGAAGACCUUGCCGGAGAGCACUAGCAACGAGAACAAGCUUAUCCUCUAUGGACUCUACAAGCAGGCCACCGUUGGAGAUGUCAAUACUGCUCGUCCUGGCAUAUUCGCCCAGAGGGACAGGGCGAAAUGGGAUGCAUGGAAAGCUGUUGAAGGCAAAUCGAAGGAGGAAGCAAUGAGCGACUACAUCACCAAGGUGAAGCAGCUCCUGGAGGAGGCUGCUGCUGCAGCCUCUUAAGAAGUUAUGAACUCUAUGCUACAUGGCUUCUGUCAGCUGAACAACUCUAUGCUAAUCUGGUUGCUGACAACUUACCAUUCUAUCAAUUCGGGAUGUGAACUAUGUACCUCUUUGUGUACUGUUGCAUAAUUUAUCCAUCUAUUUAUGAAGACUAUUAGUCCUAUGAAUCAUAUUAUCUUGUAAUCUUUCAUCUCUCUGGCUGUGUACUGCACAAUAGAAAAAUAAUGGUUGUCAAGCCAGUUACAUGCCCCAA